CUAGAGAACGCAUCUCUUAAUACAAAAGACCCCGCAACUGAACGACUGUACGACUACGUUCAAGAAACUUUUCCAAGACCUAACCAACACUUAGCCGCAACUUUAGCCGCUCCAAUGGACACCACCGUUCAACCCGUAAAUAAUUUGGAAUCUGCAUUCGAAAGGCUAUGCCUUGCUUCGUACGCUAACAAACUUCCCACCUUUUCCGGAGAAAGAAUGGGAGCGGGAUUUAUGGAUUUCUUGGAUAAGUUCAAUGAAAUAGGUAAUAUAAUGGGACUUAACGAAUCAAAAAUGGUUCGCCUCCUUCCAGCCCACCUCAGUGGAACUGCGAAGGCAGUUUUUGAAAAUCUGACCGACGAAGAUAAAUUAGAUUGGCGAAAGGCGGUUACCAAACUUAAGGAUCAUUUUUCCACCGAUCAAUUCUUAGACAUGGCUCGAGAAAAAAUCAUGAACAUGCGCAUGGAUGCAGGAGAAUCUCCUGUAGUCUUUUCCAACAGGAUUAGAAAAGAAAUCAUGGACGCCUAUCCCAACAAUAACCUCAUAGAACAGCGCAAGUUCCUUCAGCACAUGGUAUUCUCUAAUGGCCUACCUUAUAAAAUUAAGGAAAAGCUUAAACUUCUCGGUCCCUUAUCUAACAACUAUGAGUCACUUCUACGGGAUGCGGAAAGAAUGCAUGAUAUUACUAGAACAAAUUCUCUUCCAGAAGGAGAUAUGCUGAUAGCGAAAAUCGAUAGAGCUAUCGACGAAAUAGUUUCCAAACGAGUGCCUACAGCCUCACAUUUUCGUAAACCACUGCGCAACUAUAACCCUAAUUACGCGCCUAAACAAUAUAACAACCUAAUAACUAUCAAAACAAUAAUCAAAAUAACCCGCGCUUUAGAAGUCCAUCACGUAAUAGGAGAACAAUCUCCUUAUUUUCAAGGAACACAAAAUCGCUCAAAUAAUUCGAGCUACAAUAGAAACCAAGGACGUUCAUAUGAACGUCCCAAUUCACCAUUUCGCCAACAAAAUUCUUCAUUUCGUCAGCAAAACUCUCCUUAUCGACAACAAAAUUCUUCGUUUAAUCAACCAAACUUUUCGAAUCGUAGGACAAAUUCUCCUUUUCGUCGCCAACAAAACGCUCCGUUUCGCCAGCAACAUUCUAGAUCUCGCUAUCCAGUGAAUUCAAUAAUUCCUGGUAGUCCAAAAACACUUUUCAAUCCCAUGACAUCCUUGUUCGUUAUUGCCAUUAUAAGUAUGUUCAUAACUCCUACUUCGGCAUUUUCUCUUAAGUAUCAGGUUUGUGCAGCAGGAAAAUCAGGCUGGCCAAUUGCCUUCCCUGAUCCUGUGCAAUGCACAAGUUCUCCGAACUCAUCGGAAGUUUUGAUUACUGGAGCUGAACUUUAUGUUGAAAGAACAGAACCACUGUUAUUAUCGGCAUACCACUGCUUCAAUAAAACUAGGAGGAUAUGUGCAUCCUCAUAUUUACAUUCAAUAGUGACGAAGAAUUUAUGA
Molecule: messenger RNA, 1494 nt
Organism: Ostertagia ostertagi
Lineage: Eukaryota; Metazoa; Nematoda; Chromadorea; Rhabditida; Trichostrongylidae
Source: the annotation of a GenBank genome assembly